Messenger RNA from Phyllotreta striolata, 1965 nucleotides. Lineage: Eukaryota; Metazoa; Arthropoda; Insecta; Coleoptera; Chrysomelidae. The record is from the annotation of a GenBank genome assembly.
AUGGAAGCAGUUCUGAACGAGAGCACGAACAGCCACCUCGGUCAGUCCGAAUCGAAAGAGGAGGAUUCGAAUCGCGACGGGGCCGCUGCAGAUGCGGUACUACUGCCGCCGGUACCGCCUGCCUCCGUUCACGUCAAUGUGGCUGCGGAAAAAGUACUUUUUUACGGUACCAAAAUGAUGGAAACUGUGCAAAAUUCGGUCGACAUCGAAUUCGAAAAUGUCUCCUUCACCGCCACCCAAGGGAAUAUUUUCACAAAAAAAAAUCACAAGGAAAUCCUGCACAAAGUGGCCGGGAGGUUCCCCCCGGGUCAGCUCAUCGCCAUAAUGGGCCCCUCGGGGGCCGGGAAAAGCACCCUUCUGGACGUGCUCAGCGGGUAUCGACUGCAGGGGGUUAACGGAAACGUCUACGUCAAUGGGAAGACGAGAAAUUUGAAGCAAUUUCGAAAAUCUUCCUGCUACAUCACGCAGGACGACCGCCUGCAACCGUUACUAACUGUUGAAGAGAACAUGCAAGUCGCCGCCGAUCUUAAAUUGCCAUCUUCAGUGAGCUCUCACGAGAAAAAUCGAACAAUAGACGAAAUAUUAGUGACCCUAAAAUUAAUCGAAACGAAGAAGGUGCGAGCAGCGAGGCUCUCCGGUGGGCAAAAGAAAAGACUGUCAAUAGCAUUAGAAUUAGUUAGUAAUCCAAUGGUGAUGUUUUUGGACGAACCGACGACGGGUUUAGAUAGUUCAUCUUGCACGACUUGCAUAACGCUUUUGAAGCAAUUGACCCAACAGGGUAAAACCAUCGUAUGCACGAUACACCAGCCGUCGGCGUCGUUAUUCGCCAUGUUCGAUCAAGUGUACGUCCUCGCCGAUGGAUAUUGCCUCUAUCAGGGCGCCACAAAUCGAUUGGUACCGUUUCUGGAAGACGUGGGGUACCCCUGUCCCAAGUACCACAAUCCCGCCGAUUACGUAAUCGAAUUGGCGUGCGGGGAAUAUGGCACCGAAAAACCAUUGCAAAUGGUGCAAGCGACGGGCAAUGGAAAAUCGCUAAACUAUUUCAACAAUCCCGAAAGAUUGAGCAAUAAUUCGAAAAUUAGAGAAACCGAUAAUAAAACACCGAACGACGAUGCUUUACUGCCAACAUCUCAAUUGAAUCAGUUAAAAGUGUUGUUAAGGAGAGGGUUUUUGAAAUCAUCCAGAGACGAAACAUUAACAUACCUUCGAGUAGGUACUAACAUAGUCGUAGGCCUAAUGUUAGGCAGCAUUUACUGGAAGGCUGGAAACGAUGGAUCGAAAGUAUUAGACAAUUACAAUUUACUGUUCGCUAUAUUAAUGCACCAUAUGAUGGCUACCAUGAUGUUGACCAUAUUAACUUUUCCUCAAGAAAUGUCGAUACUUAUUAAGGAGCACUUCAAUCGCUGGUAUUCUUUGAAAAUGUACUAUACAUCUGUAACCCUUGUUGAUAUACCUCUUUCGAUACUGUGCUGUUUUGUAUUCACGGUCAUCAUCUAUUUCAUGACCGAUCAGCCGUUCGAAACCGUCCGAUUUUUCAUGUUCUUCAUCACUUGCAUGCUGGUCGUUUUAGUAGCACAAGGAUUCGGAUUAGUGAUCGGAGCCUACUUCAAUGUUGUAAACGGUACGUUCGUGGGACCCACUCUGACGGUACCGAUGAUGAUGUUCUCGGGCUUCGGAGUGCGAUUGUGCGACCUGCCUCAGUACAUGUACUGGGGCAGUUACACGUCGUACUUGCGCUAUGCGCUAGAGGGCGUCGUGGGCGCGAUUUACGGGCGCGGUCGCGAGACCAUCGACUGUCCGGAGGAGAAGUUCUGCAUGUACAAGUACCCCAAGGACUUCCUGCUGAUGGUGGGCGUGCGAUCGGACCAAUUCGACAACGACAUGAUCGCUUUGUUUAUAUUCCUGUUCGUUUUGAGAAUAUCCGCGUUCGUGGUGCUGAGGUACAAGUUGUUUUCGGUGCGGUAG